Molecule: messenger RNA, 1915 nt
Organism: Bolinopsis microptera
Lineage: Eukaryota; Metazoa; Ctenophora; Tentaculata; Lobata; Bolinopsidae
Product: dynein light chain Tctex-type 1-like
Exons: 3
Coding region: 6-350 (114 amino acids)
Biological process (GO): microtubule-based movement
Cellular component (GO): cytoplasm; cytoplasmic dynein complex
Molecular function (GO): dynein intermediate chain binding
Source: RefSeq, a predicted model, not a curated record
UAAUAAUGGAUAGUGAUUUUGCGGCUGGAGAAGACACUGCCUUUGUGAAUGACGAGAUAAGUAGCAUCAUCAAAGAAGCAAUUGAAGCAACAAUUGGUGGUAACACGUACCAACACAACAAAGUCAACCAAUGGACUAGUAACGUUGUAGAACAAUGUUUGAACCAGCUGACCAAACUCAGCAAACCUUUCAAGUAUAUUGUCAACUGUGUCAUCAUGCAGAAGAAUGGAGCAGGUUUGCACAUGGCAAACUCUUGCUACUGGGACAAUGCAACUGAUGGGAGCUGUACUGUACGAUGGGAGAACAAGACUAUGUACUGUAUCGUCAGCAUUUUCGGACUGGCUAUUUAGAAAGAUCUCUAGAAAGAUCUGGAAGUGUCUCGGAGGAAAUGGAAUCAUCUGGAACUAUUUAGUUCAACUAAGAAGACGUCAAGAGUUCUCUUCAAAGAAUGAUUUAAGCUGUAGAAUUUUUGAGUACAAAUCAUUAAUAUCAUCAUAACGUUGGACAUGGUCUUGCUAAAUUGUGAAAUUUGAUUAAAAGUCUUACCCAAAUAGCGAACCAUUUGUCAAUUUAACAACCUAAUCUCUCAUAUACGUAUAACAGUUUAACUACUAUACUUAGUAUACUAACUGCUCCUUUGGUAUAAAACUGCAACUAAAAAUAACUGAGGUCUUAUAUUAUGCUUUCACAUGCUGGGAGUUGUUGUAUCAUAAGUCGUGAUAGAUAGAUCACGUUUGCUGAUUAAUGAUUCACAUACUGUUGGAUAACUUUCCUUAUCUCGCCCUUGUGGAGCCAAUGUCUUGAUUAAUUGUAUUUACUAAUAUAUGUAGUACUAGUAUAGUACUAGUAUAGUAGUAACUUUAACAUUAUUUUUGGUGGUUUAGAUGUAGUUACCUUGACAUUAUUUUUGGUGGUUUAGAUUGAUCAGGAACUUUCAUUUGCUGUCCCGUUACCCCAUUUGUCUUAAUGACUAAACAGUAUUAACUAUUACUAUUAAGGUAUGUUAAGAGGGUUUUGGGAGUUUUUAAGCAAAUCAUUGACAUUUGCAUGGUGUUUCCAAGUUUUGUAUUAUAUUUGUAAAUAAGUCAGUUAGUAAAAAGUUUUAAUGAUGCCAUUGUUUUAGUUAAAAGACAAUGAAACUAGAGAUGGGUAGCUAAAAUAUUUGACCAUUAUCUAAUAUAUGAAGCAUGUUCAUUUAACUAUAAAAGUAGUAAACUAGUCUAGAGUUUGUCGACCUGGUUAAAUGAUAUUUUUGGGGCUCUAAAAGGAUUGUAACCGCCUGCACGGCGCCCUGUUAGCUCUUUAACUGAUUUUAAGAGUUUAACCGUUUGGGAUGGGCCGUGUCUUUAUAUAUUUUCAAGACUUUAUGCUAACGGAUUGCUUUUUAAUCUACGUUAUUAUACUCUAGUUUCAGUCCACAACGAUCGCUUUUUUGUAACACUGAUAUGAUUUAAUUUAAAGUUCUUCAAUUAAUACUACUUUUAGUACUUUUAACAGUAUGUUCAGUGUUCACUCGUUGCUCUAUAAUAUGUUAAGUGCUACUGAAUAAGUAUUACUGUACUAUAUUCACCCUGUUUAGUUUUUAAUAAAUUGCCACCCGCCAAAAAUGUAAAACAAAUCAUUACUGUACCCUUUAUAAUGACAAAUUGACAAAUUUAUAACUAGAUGCAAUUUUUUCACAAAAUUUAGUUAUGAUUAUUUCCCCCAAGCAUAUUAAGAACAUUGUCAACAUUUUGUAUAGUCCACUUAAUUAAUCUUAAUUAUGUGUUUCACUGCAAUUAAUUAGAGGAACGUAUCAUAUACGUAUAAUAUACAAUAUUAUUGUGGAAACUCUAAUGAAAUGUGUUAACACAUGAAUGAGGAAAUUGUUUCAAUUAUAUUUUAAAUCAUGAAGUUGCAGCACGACAUGAUAGAG